Messenger RNA from Alternaria incomplexa, 1197 nucleotides. It is a transcript of the gene GSK1, whose product is annotated as Glycogen synthase kinase 1. Gene Ontology annotation, biological process: protein phosphorylation; signal transduction. Lineage: Eukaryota; Fungi; Ascomycota; Dothideomycetes; Pleosporales; Pleosporaceae. The record is from RefSeq and is a predicted model, not a curated record. Gene Ontology annotation, molecular function: ATP binding; protein serine/threonine/tyrosine kinase activity; protein serine/threonine kinase activity. Gene Ontology annotation, cellular component: cytoplasm. Bases 1 to 1197 code for a protein of 398 amino acids. The transcript has 7 exons.
AUGAGCCAGAACCGGCCAUCGGCCUUCUCAUCGCUAAGAAUGGGUGAAGUUAUCCGCGAAAAGGUCCAGGACGGCCUGACCGGCGACUACAAGGACCUCGCAUACACGCAGUGCAAGAUUGUCGGCAACGGCUCUUUCGGCGUCGUCUUCCAGACCAAGCUGUCGCCUAGUGGUGAAGAUGCGGCCAUCAAGCGUGUCCUGCAAGACAAGCGCUUCAAGAACCGCGAACUCCAGAUUAUGCGCAUUGUCCGACAUCCCAACAUUGUCGAGCUCAAGGCCUUCUUCUACAACAACGGCGAGCGGCCACAGAAAGACGAGGUGUACCUGAAUCUCGUGCUUGAGUUCGUUCCCGAGACCGUGUACCGUGCUUCGCGCUACUUCAACAAGAUGAAGUCGGUUAUGCCCAUCCUCGAAGUCAAGCUGUACAUCUACCAGCUCUUCCGCUCGCUCGCCUACAUUCACUCGCAGGGUAUCUGCCACAGGGACAUCAAGCCCCAGAACCUUCUGCUAGACCCCUCAACCGGUGUCCUGAAGCUGUGCGAUUUCGGAAGCGCCAAGAUUUUGGUCGAGAACGAGCCCAACGUUUCGUACAUCUGCUCCAGGUACUACCGUGCGCCUGAGCUAAUUUUCGGAGCGACAAACUACACUACCAAGAUCGAUGUCUGGUCUACGGGUUGCGUCAUGGCGGAGCUCAUGCUUGGACAGCCAUUGUUCCCGGGAGAGUCAGGUAUUGACCAGCUGGUGGAGAUCAUCAAGGUUCUAGGAACGCCCACCCGCGACCAGAUCCGCACCAUGAACCCGAACUACAUGGAGCACAAGUUCCCCCAGAUUAAGCCUCACCCGUUCAGUAAGGUGUUCCGGAAGGCCGAUCCCAACGCGAUCGAUUUGAUCUCCAAACUCCUCGAGUACACGCCAACUCAGCGUCUUUCGGCCAUCGACGCCAUGGUACACCCCUUCUUUGACGAGCUGAGGGACCCAAACACGCGUCUCCCAGACUCGCGUCACCCCAACGGAGCCACUCGUGAUAUGCCUGAGCUGUACAACUUCACUCACCACGAAUUGUCCAUCGCUCCUCACCUCAACAAUCAGCUGGUACCGCAGCACAUCCGCGCGACACUAGCCGCCCGUGGCCUCGACUUCGAAUCGCCGAACUUCAAGCCAUUAACGCGGGAUCAGAUGAUAGCCAGGCUGGAUUAA